Messenger RNA from Fusarium pseudograminearum CS3096, 750 nucleotides. RefSeq lists its product as uncharacterized. Gene Ontology annotation, molecular function: sequence-specific DNA binding; RNA binding; single-stranded DNA binding. Gene Ontology annotation, cellular component: cytoplasm; nucleus. The transcript is spliced from 4 exons. Bases 1 to 750 code for a protein of 249 amino acids. Gene Ontology annotation, biological process: RNA metabolic process. Lineage: Eukaryota; Fungi; Ascomycota; Sordariomycetes; Hypocreales; Nectriaceae. The record is from RefSeq and is a predicted model, not a curated record.
AUGUCCUCCGAAACUCCCCUCCUCGACCCUUCACUCUUCUCCCACCUCCAAGAGAAGCUCGACGAAGAGACCAGCGUCCGCGACAACCUCACUCAGAUAAUCCAGCGUCUCGAGCGCGCCGUCGCCACCGCUCAAGGCCUUCUCUCUCGUGUCCACUCUACUCCUCGCGCCCGCUAUCCUGCCUUGGUCUCCCAGGUUGAGGAUGCCAUCGAGGAAGAAGUCACUAUCGUGAAGGAACUUAGCGAGGUUGCUAGCCAGCACCCAUACUACAAAUACAACCAAAAGUGGGCGAGAACUGUUCAGAAUGCCAUCGGCACCGCUGUCUACACUGCCUGGCUCGGCGGUCUAGGCUCCGACUCGCAGCCAGCUUCUCUCGGCCGUCUCUUGACCCUCGAGCAGGUCGGCGCUGUUUUCCAGGUCCCUACAAACCUCAAGGACCGUGACGCCUUCCACUUCACCAUCGAGGAGUAUCUCCUCUCUCUGACGGACCUGACCAAUGAGCUCGCCCGUCUGGCUCCCAACGCUGUUACCCACGGAGAUUUUGAGCUUCCUCUCGUUAUUAGCGCGUUCAUCAAGGAUCUUUUCGCUGGGUUCCAGCUUCUCAACCUCAAGAACGACAUCCUCCGCAAGCGAGCCGAUGCCGUCAAGUAUGACGUCAAGAGGGUUGAGGACGUUGUCUACGAUUUGAGCCUGCGCGGGCUGGUCAAGCGACCGGGUGAAGGUGACACAGAGAUGGCCGCCGCCGAGUAA